Schistosoma intercalatum is the source of this 949-nucleotide messenger RNA. The record is from the annotation of a GenBank genome assembly. Lineage: Eukaryota; Metazoa; Platyhelminthes; Trematoda; Strigeidida; Schistosomatidae.
GAUGAAUGAUCAUCCAUCAGAACCUCUUGAAGGAGACAGUUUGGACAAAUUAAAUAAUAUUGAUUUAGGUCACUCUCCAGAUAAUUGGUCUGAUUGGUUUUCCUAUAUGUCUUUAAAGUUCGUAUUAUAUGUAGCUAAAAGCCCGUGGGAAUUUCUUACAUCAAUAUUAAUAAUCCUCACACCUCUCAUGAUAAUUUGUGCAUAUUGUUCAUAUAAGUUGGCUAAAGAAUUAAAACGUCAAGAAGUGGAUCAAAAGAUGAAGGCUAAACGUACUGCUGCCAUUAACAAAUCUAGGAAGCAAGUCAAAGUGGAUUAAGUAAAUUAAUUUAAGAACAAUUUUAGUUAUUACACAGAAUUUUCAUUAUUUUCUUGUUCUUAUAAUAUCAACACACUGACUCUCUUCAUUAUCAACAAGUCAGUUUCUUUUCAUCGUUCAAAUCAACGGGAUAUUGAGCUGCAUAUAUCAUUUCAGAUAAUCUAUUCUUGUCGUCGAAAUUCACACUUUAUAACACUAAAUUCAACAAUUAUCUACCCAGUGAAUUAUCCAUGGUGAAUUUUUUAGAUGAAUACAACGUUAAAUUCAAUUGUAUAGGAUAUGUUUUUAUCAUUUAUUAUUAUGUUCACUCAUCAUCCCUUUUUUGCUCUCGGUUUUGCAGGUAUGGGGAAACUUUAUUAAUCUGAUGAACAUCGUUGCGCCAACUCUCCAUUGUGUAAACUAUUCCAGUAUAUGUGAUAUUUCCUCUUUUUUUAUAUAGAACUCCUUUCAUUUGUGUAAUAAAUCGUUUUAAUUUGUACCUAUGUGUAAAUUUGACCCAAACGUUUAUUAAGAUUGGUGCUAAACAAUGUAUGCACGUAUACUGAAUCGUCUUAUUGUUAAACUUAAUUUGUAGUGCUUAAUAUUGUGGAUUUUUUAGUCUUUACUUUAUACAAUUUAUUUUUUACCUGAGAA